Cryptomeria japonica (Japanese cedar) is the source of this 3770-nucleotide messenger RNA. Its product is annotated as triacylglycerol lipase SDP1. Gene Ontology annotation, molecular function: triacylglycerol lipase activity. Gene Ontology annotation, biological process: lipid metabolic process. The record is from RefSeq and is a predicted model, not a curated record. Bases 445 to 3450 code for a protein of 1001 amino acids. Lineage: Eukaryota; Viridiplantae; Streptophyta; Pinopsida; Cupressales; Cupressaceae. The transcript has 4 exons.
AUGGAGUACACGAUUUAUCAACCCUAAAUAUCCAUUUUGGUAAAAUUUCAGAAGCUAUGCAUACUGGAAAAAACGGAUUUCCCCCAAAUCCAGCCCUGAUUUGGACAGAGAGGAUAUUGUAAAAAGAAAAAAUUGGACCCACCAUAGCAAAGAUCUCACUGAAAACCAGGAAAAUUGAAAGCUGGCGUGGCGUAAGAGGAGUCACAGGUAACAAAUACGCGAGUCGGAGAAGAUCAAAAACCUCAGAUUUGGAUUAUUUUGGUCGCUUUCCACCUCAAAUCGUGGAUAGACACAAACACGCAAAAACACGUGCAAUCAUGUCAUUAUCAGAACAAAGAAACACAGCCCGCAACGAAAUUAUUUAGAAAAGUGACAAUUUAUGUAAAUAUGUCCACACGCGACUGCCCCUGUGAAAGAGCAUGAGAAAAUUAGCGUGCAGGAACAAUGGAGAUCAGCAGCGAAGCAAAAGUGGAUUCUUUUACAAUAGGGCCGAGUACACUGGUGGGAAGAGCAAUUGCUCUGAGAAUUCUAUUUUGCAGAUCUUUUGGAAAAAAUUUGCAAGCGCUUUUGAUCAUUUUAUCGUAUUAUUAUCGUAAGUCUGGAAAGUAUUUGGCUCCGAUUUUUUCUUGGUUGCAUCCCAGCAACCCUCAGGUUUGGUUGCCCAUGGUUUUAUGCGUUGCGAUUUUUUUGAAGCGGCACACGGAUGUGAAAGCCAAGGCCAGAUCGGCAUAUCGGCGCAAGUUUUGGAGAAAUCUGAUGCGAAAUGCGCUUACAUAUGACGAGUGGUCACAUGCUGCUAAGAUGCUGGAGAAAGAGAGCUAUUCCAUGAAAAAUGAGGCGGAGUUUUAUGAUGAGGAGCUGGUGAAGAAUAAGUUCCGGGAGCUUGUGCAGCGGCGGCAGGAAGGAGGCCUGCGGGAUAUAAUAUUUUGCCUUAGGGCUGAUCUCGUCCGAAACCUCGGGAAUAUGUGUAAUCCACAACUUCAUAAGGCCAGAUUGCAGGUACCAAAGCUAAUUAAAGAAUAUAUAGAUGAGAUCUCAAUGCAGUUGAGGAUGGUGUGUAAUUGGGAUUCAGAGGAAUUAGUGCUGGAAGAAAAGCUUGCAUUUAUGCAUGAAACAAGGCAUGCCUUUGGCCGGACAGCAUUAUUGCUCAGUGGGGGUGCUUCUCUAGGGGCCUUUCAUGUUGGUGUUGUGAAAACCCUAAUAGAUAAUAGGCUUCUGCCAAGGGUUGUGGCAGGGGCAAGUGUAGGAUCGAUCAUGUGUUCUGUCAUUGCCACCCGGACAUGGCCAGAAUUGCAGAGCUUUUUUGAGGACUCAUUGCCCACUCUCAGAUUCUUUGAUCAGUUGGGUGGCAUAUUUGCCAUUGUUAGAAGGAUUCUGACCUUGGGUGCUGUGCAUGAGAUCAGGCAGUUGCAGAGGUUGUUGAGGACUUUGACAUCUAAUAUGACCUUUCAGGAAGCCUAUGAUAUGACCGGGAGGGUUUUGGGGAUUUCUGUGUGUUCUCCCAGGAAGCAUGAACCUCCUAGGUGCCUUAAUUACCUUACUUCCCCACAUGUUGUGAUAUGGAGUGCAGUAACUGCUUCUUGUGCUUUCCCAGGGCUGUUUCAGGCCCAGCAGCUGAUGGCCAAGGAUAGGAAUGGGGAGCUUGUGCCUUACCAUACCCCAUUUCAGGUUGGUCCCGAGGAGUCAUCAUCAGGCAUUGGGGUGCGGAAAUGGAGAGAUGGAAGCCUUGAGAGUGAUCUUCCCAUGAUGCAGCUCAAGGAGCUGUUCAAUGUCAACCACUUUAUUGUCAGUCAGGCCAAUCCUCAUAUUGCGCCACUGUUGAGACUCAAGGAGCUCAUUAGAGCAUAUGGAGGAGAUUUUGCAGCCAAGCUGGCCCAUUUAGCUGAGAUGGAGGUUAAGCAUAGAUGUAAUCAAUUUCUUGAGCUUGGUUUUCCUUUGGGUGGCAUUGCAAAACUUUUCGCUCAGGAUUGGGAGGGCGAUGUGACUAUUGUUAUGCCUGCUACUAUUGCACAGUUUGCCAAAAUCAUACAAAAUCCAUCUCAAGUAGAGCUUCAAAAAGCUAUCAAUCAAGGGAGACGAUGCACUUGGGAAAAGCUGUCUGUAAUCAAGGCCAAUUGUGGAAUUGAACUUGUAUUGGAUGAGUGUGUUUCUUUUCUGAACCAUAUGCGCAGGGUUAAGAAAAAUGCAGAAAGAGCUGCCUCACAAGUAAUGGGGAAUUCUAUGAGAUUUAAUGGAGCAAAAAGAAUUCCUUCGUGGAAUUGCAUGGCACGUGAGAGCUCAUGGGGCUCACUUGAUGAAGAUGGUCUUGUGGAAGCUGCAGCUCAUCCUGGAGGGCCAUGGGGGGGUCCGUCUGGGCAACCAUUGAGGUUUUCGCGUAACACUUAUGAUGGAAGUGACAGUGAAAGUGAAAAUAUAGAGAUUAAUACCUCCUGGACAAGAAUUGGAGGUCCUUUGAUGAGGACAGCAUCUGCAACUAAGUUUAUUCAGAGUUUUGAUGUUGAUCCAGAGCUCAACAAACAGUUGAACAGGGAAGAUGUUGAGGCUAAUGAUUCUUCUGAGAAUCAGGAAGUGUUAGGAUCACAAAUCAAUUCUUAUCUCACUCAGUUAUCAAGCCAGGAUGCACUUUGUAACAACUGCAAUAGUCAACGUAGACAGAAUUGGGACAGGUAUUCAGACCCCACUGGCAGUCACUCUGUUUUAAAUGAUAGUGAUAGUGAUGAUCGAUAUUGUUCAUGUUAUGAAACAAGGAGCUGGGUUGGUAGAAUAUCUGGCUCAACAUCUAGAAUUGCAGUUGCUGAAGGUGACUUGCUUCAACCUGAAAGGAGUCCCAAUGGGAUUAUUUUUAAUAUUGUAAAGCGAGAGGAUGUUGCCCUUGUUAAUAGAGACUGUAAUGUCGAAUGUUAUCGAGAUGAACAUGAUGUUUGUAUUGAUGAAUGUAGCCACGUUGAUGGCCCAGUUGGGGGGCUUGAUGAAGAUGACACUGUGACUGCCUCUGAAAGUGGGGAUGCAGACAGUGGUUUAGAUAAUUUUAUGGUCACCGGGCAGCAUUCUGGGAGUAUGAAAAAUGUUGAUUAUGAUUGUAUGAAUGCUAUCGGGAACAACCUGGACAUAGGAAUUUCGAUUGGAUCAUUGGAGAUCAGAAAUGAUACAACAAAUCCAUCAAAUGAAGAUACUGGAGAAAGAGCAAGAGAACUGGUACCCUCCAACAAAAAUAUGCUGGCAGAUUUAUAUGUACAUGGGACUCUGGCAGUGGAUAUUCAACAACCAGAGAAUGAGAAUAUGGUGUUUCAAGGGCUACUAAUGACCAUGGGUUCUGUUGACAAGUCUACAGAGAUACUUAAUAUAGGAGGCCUUCAUUUAUCACAAGAUGAAAUUUGUGCAUUCAAGGGAGAGAGUGUGGAGUUCAUUGACAAAGUUAUUUUACCAACUAAUGAAAAGGAUGUCAGUUAGUUGACAACUAAAUUCUGCUUCCUUUAUGGACAGAUAUUUUUGAGUCCAGGAAACAUCUUAUACUUGUUCUAAUGUGUACAUAAGUGUGACAUUGUAAUCUUUUUCUUGAUGCUGCAUAUGUAAAAUCUGUCUUUGGACAGAGCAGCUGCACACCUGCGGGUGUUGAUAUACCCCACUUGGAAGUUUGAACCCAGGUGUCUGUGUCAAACAAGUUCGAUGACCUAGCAACUUUCAUUAGAGUCAUGCUGUUGGCCUGUAAUCCGAUUGUCAAUUAUUUUUUAUAAGAUCACUCUAGAAAGAGAGCUGGUCCUUUUCUUGUA